Molecule: messenger RNA, 885 nt
Organism: Metarhizium acridum CQMa 102
Lineage: Eukaryota; Fungi; Ascomycota; Sordariomycetes; Hypocreales; Clavicipitaceae
Source: RefSeq, a predicted model, not a curated record
AUGUCAGACCCUGCUGACUACACUAUUGGGUGGAUCAGCGCCUUUCACGAGUACGUUGCUGCACAGGUAUUUCUCGAUGAUAGACACGAAAGGCCGAAGCAGCUUCAGCCCAACGACGAAAAUCAUCAUGUGCUGGGGACGAUUAAAGACCACAAGGUUGCCAUGGCCGUUUUGCCCGCCGGGCAGCACGCCGUGGUAUCCGCGUCGCUGGCGGCGACACACAGGUGGCAGACGUUCCCCAAUUUAAGAGCGUGCCUCAUAGUUAGCAUCGGUCGCGGCGUAUCGAGCGAUAGAUACGAUAUACGCCUGGGCGAUGUUGUCGUCAAACCUGGAGCAAGAUGCAUGGCAAUCAAGGUGGAGUUGACUAUGGCAAAACGAUUCGAGAGAAGUGUUUCCAAAGCGCAAGAGAGACUGCGCGCGGAAUAUGAAAUACAUGGAAACCAGAUCAAUGUGUCUGUUUGCACCAUACUUGAAAAGCACCCAAGGCUGCAAGUAAAGUACUGCCGACCGGAUCCAGACACAGAUAGACUUGGUUCAUCUUCACUGGUUAACCGACCUAACGGACUGAACAAGAUGGAGUGGAAAGGCUAUGUAGCCAUGGCAGCUUCUGCCUAUGCCAAAGAUAUUCUACCUGAGCUUGUUGCAGCACAGGUAGAGGCUGAGAAGAAGAUUGUAGAUAUUAUAUCUGGCAGCCAUGGAUUUACAAUAGAGGGCCUGGAAGCUGCACAGGAGCAUCUCCAGAUUCAGAAAAACCUAGUCAAGGAGACACUGCCUGAAACAGAGCGAAAGUGUCACCAACUGUUCCGCCUCACAACUACCGGCAGUGACGUCACGUAUGAGUGGUAUAAGGAUCGAGCGCACAUGCCAAUGGUUUCUCAGACAUGA